AUGGGUUUUGACGCUUCAGAAAAGCAAAUCAUGCACGAGCUCCUAGAACUGUCCGAUGAAGCCGAUGUUUGCGUUUCUGCCCGUGCGCUUGCUCGCUGCUUUGCUGAUAAAGUACAGCGGAAACGUCCUCCUCCGCCACAAAUUUCGAAAAGCCACGAGUACCCGCUUGAGAAGAAAAGGAGGAUAAGUUUCCUCUCUGAGGAACUGUGUGCAACACUUCCGUGUGGACAAGAGAUAAACGUGGAUUUUGUUGGGUUUCUGAAGGAUAGACUCGAUUCUUGGUACUUGGAUAGCACCGUCGAGGGAGAUAGCGUAGACGAUGCGAAGCUCGCGCAGAAGCUAUCCAUGCCUCCCAGCGUUGCGCUGGAGGAUGUCGACAUUUUUAUGACUCGCAGCCCUGUAUUGUAUGUGUGCAAAAACUGCCGCCGCCCUGUAAUCGAGUCCCGGGUCUAUGAGCAUAUAUUACGCUGCUGCCCAGAUCGAUGGGUUCCGCUCCUCAAUGAGUGUGCCAAGCAGGUGACGAACGUCGCCACGCAGUUCCAGCGCAAUAUGUGCGACAGCGAUCUGCAUAAUGUCGUGCUUUCGUUUGAGUUUCCUGAAAUCUAUUUCUCUCAGCUUCUGGAUGACGAGGAUGGUGCACCAAAAACGCGUUUCGGCAGACAUGCAAAGCGUGUAGGGAAAGUGUACGACUCGCAGUUGCUCUUCAUGCACGGAAUGCAGUCUGCGCGUGCGAUCAGCGGCAAUCGUGAUCAGCAGCAUCACACUGCUCCGGUAGACGCAGAUUUGAGCUUGUAUCGGAGCUUUGCUGCACUUUCAACUGUCAAAGUGACGAGGAACGCUGGUAUCGCUGAGACCAACUCCCGGAUCACGGCGGGCAAUGUUGCCACAGAGGCCGCCAAAUGCCGAGCCUUUCACCGCAAGUAUUUUUGGCCGCGGAUACCAUAUGCGUCAAAACCGAAUAGCGCUGAGACAGAGAGCAUGCCGGAUCGGUUGGAUCCCCUUGCGCGUCUUCUGUAUCUGAACAUGUCUUGGGAGAGAAUCAUGCAGAUGACUUUACCGCCGGCUAUGAAGAAAAAGGUAACCAGUGCGAGAGGCUACGUGCACCCCGCCAAAGAGCAGCUCUCUACAAAAGAGGAGCUUCUGCCAGCAUCAACGAAUACGAUUGCCCAUGCGAUUUUGCGGUUACAGAGCAAACGUUCUUUCGGCUCAUCAUGGCUCAUAGACCCUCGGCAGCUCUCGCAGAACAGAACCACGAAUGGGAUCUUCCACGGUCAAAGCUUUUUUGCUCAGCCCGGCACAUUUUGGACUGACCCAAGUCGCCAGUUGCUACCGCGUCUCCAUCAAGCGCCUACGAGCACGCAGAGAGCAGUCGCCGCGUCGCUUUCCUCGGCGUCCAACGGGCCAUCAUCGAUUCGAAGCCAACUCUCUGAUCUUGUGCAACGGCGAAACAGUGUGCCGGACGAGGCCUCCAACGCAGCUUCCACAGAACGAAAUCAGGUGGCGAACGCGGCUGCUGAGAGCAAAUCGAGUCAAGCCUCUGCGGGAAUCCCACAGCGGUUGAGCUCCCUCCAGUAUCGUGCAAGCAUGCCGAGCCCUCUCGGUGCUGUUUCCAGGCAGAGCGCACAGCCCGCUAGUGGAGCGAAUGCGGGGCAUGGAACGGGACUUUUGACUCCAGGCCGGGAGGUGGUUCAGGAAACUAUGCGACAUCGGAUUGCUCCUGACCUUGUAGAGUGGCUGCGACGGGACCCGUUCUUCUUACAAAUGACCGAAGCUGCUAAGGAACGAGUACUCGUGAUGCCGAACCUAACUCCAGAGAUGCAGCAGCAAGCACUCGAGGCCCUGGAGCAACGUCUCAUGCAAGAGCGCCUGAGAGCCAUUGCGCAAGCUGUCGUAUUCGCUCGUGAGAUGCCACAGAAUUCACGGGCAAGAAUGUCGGCAACGUCGCUGUUGAGCACCCUCCAUCCGAUGAACGAGAGCCAGCGCAAGGCACUGGGCGAGAUGGUUCGGCAACUCUUGAUCACUCAAAGGGCGUCCACGCAACCGCCGCGUCCUCCAGAUCGGAUUACAGAAGCGGUUGCCUCUGAGCAUUCCUCAUCGAGCAUUCCGAGCCCGGCAUCAUUUGCAUCGCGAACACAAAGGCAGGGGCUGGAUGCACGCCCGUUGCAGCGCUUAGAUGCCCCAAGAGAGGCCAGCAAUGGUUCAAAAGCAGAUACCGAUGCAGAGCCCCUGCACGGUAAGCCUGGUAAGGGCGCUCAAGGCCGUCAUCGGAGUGACGUAGAUCUGCUUGCUGCAAUCGAUAGAGCCUUGGGAAUCCGACGUGACCCUGAAUAG
Cyanidioschyzon merolae strain 10D is the source of this 2331-nucleotide messenger RNA. RefSeq lists its product as hypothetical. The coding region runs from base 1 to 2331 and encodes 776 amino acids. Lineage: Eukaryota; Rhodophyta; Bangiophyceae; Cyanidiales; Cyanidiaceae. The transcript has a single exon. The record is from RefSeq and is a predicted model, not a curated record.